GGUGGCGCCUCUUAUAACGGGGAGCUGUCCCGGUGCUGAAGAGAGAGACGCCAGGACUGGGAUGCGACUCGCAGGCGCAGAUCAGCGCUAAAUCACGGCAGGUUCAAAGUACUGCUGAGGACCCAGUGAACAGCUGAGAUUUGUUAUACAGCAACUCGGUAAACAUAAUGCUCAUGUUGUGAUUGUUGCCUUGUCAGUUCUAGGCAACAUGACGUUACCGCUCCCCAAGAUGCAUGUGGCUGCGGCUUUCCUGCUGCUUGCCGCUCUUCGCCACACGUGCAGCGUGCAGGGCGCCUCCCUGUGGCAGUCGAAACCCCGAGGCAGUGGGGCAGAGGGCAGCCACGGCCGGCCCUACCUGGUUCCGAGCACUGAUAUGGUUAAGGCUCUGGAGUACAUCGAAAGCCUCCGGCAGCAGACACGUGGGGACGAUUGGCCCGCCACCGACUACAGUGACCUGGAGCGGUUCCGCUCACUGCCGCUCGCCACCGCGUCCGAGCCAGAGGAGCCGAGCCAGGACGCCGCUGCCAGCUGGCAGGACGAUCGCUCGCAGCAGUGGCUUAAGGUGCUGCUGAAGACUCUCCAGCAGGCAGGCAACGAGCCAAAGGCCACGGCGGCUCUCACCAGCCCACGGCAGGCAUACGGCGACAGGCCACGCCCUGAAGAUGACACCGACGACAGACCGGCGGCCGACGAGGGCGACUAUGAGGGUGCGCCGUGGUCUGAGCAUCAAAAGCUGCCCAAGAAAUACCCUCUGAUGUUUGAGGAUGAAGACUCCCGGGAGAGUCCUUACAAACGCACAAACGAGAACGUGGAGGAGCAGUACACUCCUCAGAGCCUGGCCACCCUGCAGUCUGUCUUCGAGGAGCUGGGAAAGAUGUCUGGCCCCAAGACUAAUAAGAGGCACAGCAUGGACGAUGAGCUGAGGCUCUACAGGGGUGAUGAUGACGAUGAUAUCUACAGGGUAAACAACAUGGCAUAUGAGGACGUGACCGGGGGUGAGGACUGGACCCCAGUGGAGGAGAAAGUGGAGACAGAAGAGGAGGUGAAAGGUAGCCGGGAGGAGUUUGACAGGGGGUCAGAUGAGAAUGACGGCAACAGCAUGAAACGUUCCAGCAUGUCGGGGAAAUACGACGAACAGGAAGAGCCAGAUGAUGUCACCAAACUAGUGGAUUACUACUUGCUGAAGAUCCUGGAAAAGACUGAGCAAACAGAGAACAAGAGGGACAGAGUGGAAGAGCAAAACCCAUUUUCGUACAACAUAAACCCCCAAGCCAUCUACAGGCUGAUUGACAUCUCCCGGAAAUUACAAAUUCCCCCCGAGGACCUCAUAGAUAUGCUGAAGAAUGGGGAGAUAAAAACACAAGACAAAAGGCCGGAAGCUGAGGAAUAUGCAGACCUGGACAGGGCGGAGGAGCGGCUAGCUAGGAUCGCAUCUUCCCACAAAGACAUGACUCCCACCGCUAAGUUCUACAGCAGAAAAAAGCCAGAGAUCCUGCCAAAUGACUUUCCUGAUGACUUGAACACAGAAGAUAUAUUAAAAAUUCUUGGGCUGGAAAGUCUGGCCAAUCAGAAAGCAAAGUACUUGCUGAAGCAGAAACACAGCAAAAACACCCCCCCUGGAUUGUACUCCCCUAGCGGCAGACAGGGAGAUUUUGUCGGCCCUGAACUGAGCAGCAUCUCUGACAAAAGAAAAUCAGAUUAUGACGAUGCCAUUGAAGAAGAACUCGCAAGUCAUCUUGCAGCCAAGAUGUUAGCGCAGUACCCGAAAAUGCUUAAGAAAAUGGACCUGAAGCGGGCCUCGCGGCCUGCCUCGCAGGAGCAGCAGCAGGCUUUCGAUACCCUGUUGCAGGAUUACUUUGACCAAAUCACACCCGAUAAAAGCCUGCCUUCGAAAAGGUUAUCGGAGGCCGAUGAUGCAGGCGAUUCCAUGCAAGAGCAGGGCCAGGAUGAUGACGUGCUGCUGAAAAUCCUGGAGCACAUGAACCCUGAGACAGCAGAGAAGGAGGAGAGAGACCUUUACGGAAAAGCAGUCGGAGGCAUGUAGCUACCAGGCAUGGAGAUGUGUUUGUUAAAUAUUAUUUUAAUGGGAAAUAAUAUUUUGGAGAGACAAUUAAAUACAAAUGAGAUUAGCUCUUCGUGUGGCUAAUUUCAAGAAACUGUUUACAGAGUCUAAUUUGGUGUAUUAGGGGUUUUAAAUAUUCUAUUCGUUGUAGUUUCAGAGCUUGUGGUAUUUGAAACGUUCUGUGGUUAUAAGGACUAGGUAUUAAUGAGCACUCUAUCUAAUAAAUGUGGCAGUAAUGAGCGGCGGCUGGUGAUUAUUUGCGUAAACACAGAGACGUAUCGGUGUCGGGUUUUCCGAGUCGUGUUUUCCUUAGGGCCAAAAUUUUGUACGUGUAGUCAGUCAUGUGUGUAGUGUAUGGACUCAAUAAAGCAUUCACUGGUAUUAUUUUC
Molecule: messenger RNA, 2451 nt
Organism: Paramormyrops kingsleyae
Lineage: Eukaryota; Metazoa; Chordata; Actinopteri; Osteoglossiformes; Mormyridae
Gene: scg2a
Product: secretogranin II a
Cellular component (GO): secretory granule
Source: RefSeq, a predicted model, not a curated record